Colletotrichum phormii is the source of this 1113-nucleotide messenger RNA. RefSeq names its product P-loop containing nucleoside triphosphate hydrolase protein. Gene Ontology annotation, molecular function: ATP binding; ATP hydrolysis activity. Bases 1 to 1113 code for a protein of 370 amino acids. The record is from RefSeq and is a predicted model, not a curated record. The transcript is spliced from 7 exons. NCBI's taxonomy places the organism in Eukaryota, Fungi, Ascomycota, Sordariomycetes, Glomerellales, Glomerellaceae.
AUGGCAAAGGAAAUACCCCCCUUCAAAGGCACAGCAUCAAUCGCAAGCUUGCCCGUCAGCCCCCUCAAGUGCAACCCGGAGGCAGAGACGAUCAGGAACAUUUUGAUCCGUCGGGGGCGACGCUUUGCAGAGCUCUCUGGCUUCCAUCACAAGAAGUGCAACGGUCAAGAGUGGUACAUUGGGCGCAAAGAUGCUUUGCAGCCGAGAAAGGUAUUCAACCGAGCGUAUCAUUUUGACGCCGAAACAUUCAACGAUAACAACCCUGCCAACACGGUAUGCCUGGAACCCUUAAGCGCAGAUCAAGACGACGUGGCUGCGUUUGAAAGGUCUUAUCAGUUGGCCAGGGAUAGCGAGUUUUUGUUGUGCGCAAGUACAGUUCGGGGUUACUCCUUGAAAUCGAAGACUUGGGCCAGAUUCACUGUAGACAACGUCGGCGAGAUUGAGUGGAACGACACCUGCGCGUCGAACCUCAUCCUCCCUAAUGGAUACAAAGAUCUAUUGUUAUCUCUAGUCGAGGAGCAGAUGCUUGCUGAAGAUGGCUUCGAUGAUCUCAUCGAGCAGAAGGGUACGGCAAGCUCUCAUCCAGUCUGGGGGUUGGUUCUCCUCCUCAGUGGCGACACAGGUGUUGGCAAGACUCUGACAGCUGACGUCGUGGCCGAGAAAAUGCGCGCUCCUCUAUACGCAGUCAGCGCUGGCCAGCUCGGAUUUGAUGCCGAAGAGCUCGAGGAAAGGCUCAAACUAGUGUUAGAGAUUGCGUCUAAGUGGGACGCCGUACUUUUACUGGACGAGGGCGAUGUCUUUCUCGAGAAGCGGAGGACAUCUGAUCUUCACCCCAAUAGAUUAGUCUCCAGCACUCUGAUCAUCACUACAAACCGUGCCGCGGUCAUUGACGAGGCAACCAAAUCGCGUAUCCACAUCAACAUCCGGCUUCCCGGGUUAACUAUUGAGGCCCGCAAGAGCCUUUGGGAGAAUCUGCUCAAGGAGAACAAGAUCAAGCACGGUCUUGUCGAGGCUGACUUCCAGUCUUUGGCAGAGAUUGAUGUCAAUGGAAGAGAGAUUGUUGGUAUUCCUUUCACAAGGAAUUUGGUUCGAACCGUAGGGUCCUGUGGGUGA